Molecule: messenger RNA, 2061 nt
Organism: Choloepus didactylus (southern two-toed sloth)
Lineage: Eukaryota; Metazoa; Chordata; Mammalia; Pilosa; Megalonychidae
Gene: ABTB1
Product: ankyrin repeat and BTB domain containing 1
Exons: 11
Coding region: 124-1671 (515 amino acids)
Cellular component (GO): cytoplasm; ubiquitin ligase complex
Molecular function (GO): protein binding
Source: RefSeq, a predicted model, not a curated record
CUCGGGACGGGGCGGGCCCGGUGGGGGCGGAGUCGGGCAGGCCCGCGUGUGUUUACAUCCGGCCGGGACGCGCCGCCGUCGCUGCCUGAGGUCGUUCAGCUUCAGGUCAGAGCUUUUCGCAUCAUGGACACCAGCGAUCUCUUCGCCAGCUGCAGAAAGGGGGAUGUGGGUCGAGUGCGGUACUUGCUGGAGCAACGAGAUGUGGAGGUGAAUGUGCGGGACAAGUGGGACAGCACACCUUUAUACUAUGCCUGCCUGUGUGGGCAUGAGGAGCUGGUACUCUACCUUCUGGCCAAUGGAGCCCGCUGUGAGGCCAACACCUUUGACGGUGAGCGCUGCCUCUAUGGGGCGCUGAGCGACCCCAUUCGUCGGGCGCUCCGUGACUACAAGCAGGUCACGGCCUCCUGCAGAAGGCGGGAUUACUACGACGACUUCCUGCAGCGGCUCCUGGAGCAGGGCAGCCAUAGUGAUGUGGUAUUCGUCGUGCACGGGAAGCCCUUUAGGGCGCACCGCUGUGUCUUGGGUGCACGCAGCCCCUACUUUGCCAACAUGCUGGACACCAAAUGGAAGGGCAAAAGUGUCGUGGUCCUCAGGCACCCACUGAUCAACCCCGUCGCCUUCGGCGCCUUGCUGCAGUACCUGUACACAGGCCCUGACCACCUGCCCUGCACCCAGGCCGCCUGGACGUCGGUGUGGAACAUGUCAGCGACUGCGAGCGCCUGGCCAAGCAGUGCCAGCUGUGGAGCCUGCUCAGCGACCUCGAGGCCAAGUGUGAGAAGGUUUCCGAGUUCGGUGGGUGCAAGGUUGGGGGCCCGGGGCGUGGGUGGGAACUUGCAGUGCCAUCCUGGCCCCCGCAGCUGCACGUCCCUCCCUGCAGUGGCCUCCAAGCCUGGCACGUGUGUGAAGGUGCUGACCAUCGAGCCGCCCCCGGCCGACCCCCGCCUCCGGGAGGACCUGGCGUUGCUGGCCGACUGCGCCCUGCCGCCUGAGCUCCGUGGCGAUCUUGGGGAGCUGCCGUUCCCAUGCCCUGACGGCUUCAACAGCUGCCCUGACAUCUGCUUCCGCGUGGCUAACUGCAGCUUCCUCUGCCACAAGGCCUUCUUCUGUGGCCGCAGUGACUACUUCCGGGCCCUGCUGGAUGACCACUUCCGGGAGAACGAGGAGCUAGAGGCCUCGGGGGGCCUCCCGGCCAUCACCCUGCACGGCAUCUCCCCUGACAUCUUCACCCACGUGCUCUACUACGUGUACAGUGACCACACAGAGCUGCCCCCUGAGGUGGCCUACGACGUGCUGUGUGUGGCCGACAUGUACCUGCUGCCGGGCCUGAAGCGGCUCUGUGGCCGCAGCCUGGCCCAGCUGCUGGACGAGGACAGCGUGGUGGGCGUGUGGCGCGUGGCCAAGCUCUUCCGCCUGGCGCGGCUUGAAGACCAGUGCACUGAGUACAUGGCCAAGGUCAUCGAGAAGCUGGUGGAGCGCGAGGACUUCACCGAGGCCGUGAAGGAGGAGGCGGCAGCCGUGGCAGCCCGGCAGGAGACGGACUCCAUCCCUCUGGUAGACGACAUCCGCUUCCACGUGGCCAGCACUGUGCAGACCUACAGCGCCAUCGAGGAGGCGCAGCAGCGGCUGCGGGCGCUCGAGGACCUGCUUCUGUCCAUUGGCCUGGACUGCUGAGGCUGCCCCUGCCCGCAGCCGGGUGGGGUGCUCCGCUGUGUGUGCAGCUCUCCUUCCUGCUCCUUGCACACUUGUAGUGGGCAGGGCUCCGUGUGUGGCUGGAAGGCCUGUGGGGUAGGACUGGGGGAGCACCUGGGGCAGCCCCCUCCCCCACAGCACAAAAUAGCCUCGAGCCUCUGGGGCUGGGCAUCACUCAGGGAUGGGGGUGGGCUUUGGUGUCUUGGUGCCUCUCUCCCCUGCAGCCCUCCUCCCGGGGGGCCUGGUUGGGGGCCUCCCAGCCCUGGUCCCACCUGCCUUUCCCCUCUGGGCCUGGCUUCUCACAGGCACAGAGCAGGCCAGGAAGGGGCAGGUGGGCAUCUGUGUGUGACAAUAAAGCUUGAAUUCACUGUG